AUGGACUCAUGUAACAAGAAGUUCUACUCCACUGAGUACUGGAGGUUCAGGAUUAAGAGUGAGAAAAAAUUGUACGCCAUUGAACUGGCAGGCAAUGUGCCAAGAGAUGCUGUAAAUGCAUUUAGCAAUGCAAGUCAACCACAGUUUGUGACAAAUUUGAGAGCGUUCUCAACUCCUGACAAGGACAACGAUGGAUGGUCUGGUGGCAAGUGUGCCGACGAGAAUGGGCGCUGGUUCAACUGGUGUGGAGUCAGUGUGCUGACGAACAAUCCUCAAAGCUGGGGAACUGUGAAGUCUGCUACUUCAGCUGCCAAUAAGGAUGUCAUUUAUUCCACGAUGAUGAUUAUGAUUAAUUGA
Messenger RNA from Helobdella robusta, 357 nucleotides. RefSeq lists its product as hypothetical. NCBI's taxonomy places the organism in Eukaryota, Metazoa, Annelida, Clitellata, Rhynchobdellida, Glossiphoniidae. The coding region runs from base 1 to 357 and encodes 118 amino acids. The transcript has 2 exons. The record is from RefSeq and is a predicted model, not a curated record.